GUAUAUGUAGGCAUAGUACAAGCAAUAAAGCAUAUUUACUCUCAAGAGGGGAUAAAAGGAUUUUACCGAGGAAUUUCUGUAUCCGUAAUGCAAAUUAUUCCUUAUAUGGGUCUAAUGUUUGGUAGUUAUGAGAUAUUCAAGAAAUCGUUUCGAAACCUUGAGGAAAAGAGUUUAUGGUUCAGUAAUUUAAAAGGUACUGAAGAUUUUUUUAGUGGCGCAUUAGCCGGAAUGUUUAGCAAAACUGGAAUAUUUCCACUUGAUUUGUUAAGAAAACGGUUACAAAUUCAAGGUCCCAAUCGAUCAAAGUAUAUAAUCAAGAAUAUUCCAGCUUAUUCUAGUUCUAUAUAUUCUUGUAUACGGCAAAUAAUUGUUGCUGAAGGAUUUUUUGGGCUUUACAAAGGUCUAACCCCUGCAUUGUUAAAAUCUGCGCCAGUUAGUGCUACGACGUUUUUUGUUUAUGGACAAACAAAAAAAUUAUUAGAAAGUUUACAUAAGAUAUCCUCGUAA
Molecule: messenger RNA, 507 nt
Organism: Racocetra persica
Lineage: Eukaryota; Fungi; Glomeromycota; Glomeromycetes; Diversisporales; Gigasporaceae
Source: the annotation of a GenBank genome assembly